Molecule: messenger RNA, 2412 nt
Organism: Thalassophryne amazonica
Lineage: Eukaryota; Metazoa; Chordata; Actinopteri; Batrachoidiformes; Batrachoididae
Product: solute carrier organic anion transporter family member 3A1-like
Exons: 10
Coding region: 311-2404 (697 amino acids)
Biological process (GO): sodium-independent organic anion transport; transmembrane transport; prostaglandin transport
Cellular component (GO): membrane
Molecular function (GO): protein binding
Source: RefSeq, a predicted model, not a curated record
AACAUCCCGUACGUAAGGUAAUAACGUCUAUACGUCGCGUGUCGUCACAGCAGCGUCGCUGACGUAUUUAAAUGUGAUGUAGCCGACAGGCUCGCUGGGACACCGGCGGCGCAGAGGUCGCUGACGGACUGUGCGUAAUGCCGACUGGACUCCACUGAUUCCAGCCGCAUCCUGCAGCCUGGGCGGCCUGUUCCUACAGAUGUUGGUCUGCAUCCUGCAGUGCAACUCUCCAUCAUAACCCGAUGCUCUCCGCCGGACCCGAACCCUUCACUUUGACGCCGUCCAGCUCGACCGGAGCCUGAUCGGAAGGAUGCAGGUGAAAAACCAGAUCUGCACCGAGCCGAGCGGCACCGACGACCCGGAGCAGGAUGACAACCAGAAGAAAACCUCGUGUUUUUCCAACAUAAAGAUCUUCCUGGUGUCGGAAUGCGCGCUGAUGUUGGCACAGGGCACCGUGGGCGCCUAUCUGGUAAGCGUUCUGACCACUCUAGAGAGACGCUUCAACCUCCAGAGUGCUGAUGUCGGCGUCAUUGCAAGUAGCUUCGAAAUCGGCAAUCUGGCUCUCAUCCUGUUUGUCAGCUACUUUGGUGCCAAGGCCCACCGACCCCGCUUGAUCGGCUGCGGGGGGAUUGUCAUGGCAUUGGGGGCGCUACUGUCAGCCCUGCCAGAGUUCCUGACACACCAAUAUGAGUAUGAGGCGGGUGAUUCUUGGCACGCUGAGGAUGGAAGGGACAUCUGUUCCAACAACUCCAGGCCAGAAAACAGAGACUCUGGCUUCAACUGUGGCAACAGAGCCAACACCAAUAUGAUGUACCUUUUGCUAAUUGGAGCCCAGGUUUUGCUCGGCAUCGGAGCCACGCCUGUCCAGCCUCUGGGGGUAUCGUACAUCGAUGACCAUGUCCACAAGAAGGACUCCUCACUGUACAUAGGUAUUUUAUUUUCGACCUUAGUGUUUGGACCAGCGUGUGGCUUCAUCUUAGGAUCCGUCUGUACCAAAAUCUAUGUUGACGCUGUCUUCAUUGACACCAGUAAGCUAGACAUCACCCCAGAUGACCCUCGCUGGAUCGGGGCCUGGUGGGGCGGCUUCCUCCUCUGCAGUGCCUUACUCUUCCUGUCGGCCCUUUUCAUGUUUGGCUUCCCACAAGCACUGGACGAGCAGGACAUGGACAAUGGAGGGGAGAGUGAGCAGCCCAUGCUGCCAUGUUCCCUGACCAUGGAUUUCCAGGGAUCUAAACCUUUUCUUGGCAUUGACAUGACCAGAGGACUGUCAGUGUGUGGACACCUGAGAGUGAUCCCACGGGUGACCCGGCACCUCCUCUCAAACCCGGUGUUCACCUGCAUCACUCUGGCAGCCUGCAUGGAGAUUGCCGUUGUUGCCGGUUUUGCUGCCUUCCUUGGAAAAUACCUGGAGCAGCAAUUUAACCUCACCACAUCCUCAGCCAAUCAACUGCUAGGAAUGACAGCGAUCCCUUGUGCAUGUCUCGGCAUCUUCCUGGGGGGGCUGCUGGUGAAGAAGCUGAAUCUGUCGGCUCUGGGCGCCGUGCGCAUGGCCAUGCUGGUCAACCUGGUGUCCACCGCCUGCUAUGUGUCUUUCCUCUUCUUAGGUUGUGACACUGGACCUGUGGCUGGAGUAACAGUCGCCUAUGGCAACGAGACGUUGCAGUCGUGGCAGCGGCCGGAGUCGGCGUGCAUCAGUAACUGUAACUGCUACACAGCGUCAGUGAGCCCCGUCUGUGGUUCCAACGGAGUCACCUACCUCUCAGCCUGCUUCGCCGGCUGCACCAAACCAAACCUGACUGGCUGUGUGUGCGUAGCCAGCAGCGGUGAUGAGGCCGUGGCGUUACCGGGGAAGUGUCCGAGUCCGGGCUGUCAGCAGGCCUUCCUCACCUUCCUGUGUGUGAUCUGCGUGUGCAGCAUGAUUGGAGCCAUGGCUCAGACACCUUCUGUCAUCAUCCUCAUCAGGACGGUCAGUCCAGAGCUUAAAUCUUAUGCACUUGGCGUGCUCUUCCUGCUCCUGAGACUGAUAGGCUUCAUCCCGCCACCUCUGAUCUUCGGCAUGGGCAUUGACUCCACCUGUCUCUUUUGGAGCUCAGUGUGUGGUGAGAAAGGAGCCUGUAUGUUGUACGACAAUGUAGCGUACAGGCACCUGUACGUCAGCAUCGCCAUCAUCCUCAAGUCGUCGGCCUUCCUCCUGUACACCACCACCUGGCAAUGUUUGAGAAAGAACUACAAGAAGUACAUCAAGAACAGUGAGGGGUACCUCACGCCCACUGAACUCUUCGCCUCUAAUGUGACUCUUGACAAUUUGGGCAAAGAGAUCACCCAGAAUCCGGUCAACAGGACAAAGUUCAUAUACAACCUGGAGGAUCAUGAGAUGUAUGACAACAUGGAGUCCCAUUUAUAGAUGGCAAG